This is a messenger RNA of Humulus lupulus (European hop), 1646 nucleotides long. RefSeq names its product metal tolerance protein 9-like. Gene Ontology annotation, molecular function: monoatomic cation transmembrane transporter activity. Gene Ontology annotation, biological process: monoatomic cation transport; transmembrane transport. The record is from RefSeq and is a predicted model, not a curated record. Gene Ontology annotation, cellular component: membrane. Bases 161 to 1429 code for a protein of 422 amino acids. NCBI's taxonomy places the organism in Eukaryota, Viridiplantae, Streptophyta, Magnoliopsida, Rosales, Cannabaceae. The transcript is spliced from 6 exons.
AUCCCAAACAGAAACAACUACAAGCAAUAUAUAUUAUACAUAUAUAAAUAUAUCACGUAACCAAAAACUUGCUUAUUUCAUUCUAUCUGAGUUUGAGUGUAUGUUCGAAUACAUAUAGAGAGAGAGGUUAAUCGAGAAAUUAAUUAGUAUUGAACCCCAAAUGGAGAAUUUGAGUACCAAGAGAGGAGGAAGUACGGCGAGUGGUAAUAACACUCCGCCGCCGAUGGUGGACGAAUGCAACCGAAGAGAGCCACUUCUCUCCCCAUCUCCGCCUGUCGACGUGGCCGGUCUUUCGCCGGAAAACAGUUCUUGGAGGCUCGACCUCAGUGACUUCCAAUUGCCGGACCACGGCAGUUCCCACUACAACGGCGGACGUUGCUCCUUGGCUUUCCGCCGCUUACUUCGCACACCAGGGAAACAAUACAAAGUUGCAGAAUAUUAUAAACAGCAAGAAAGGCUUCUUGAAGGCUUCAAUGAGAUGGAGAUCAUGACUGAAAUGGGCUGCUUCCCUGAAAGUCUAACUGAGGAUGAAGUGAAGCAGUUAGCAAAGAGUGAGAGGUUUGCAGUGAAUGCAUCAAACAUAGCUAAUUUAGUUCUUUUUGCAGCGAAAGUUUAUGCUUCAAUUGAGAGCAAAUCACUAGCUGUGAUUGCCUCAACUUUGGAUUCCCUAUUGGAUCUCUUGUCUGGCUUUAUACUGUGGUUCACUGCCUACUCCAUGAAAAACCCAAAUCACUAUAACUAUCCCAUUGGAAAGAAUCGUAUGCAACCAUUGGGCAUCAUUGUUUUUGCAUCUGUAAUGGCAACUCUUGGCUUGCAAAUAUUGCUCGAGUCCAUUCGGCAUCUCGUCACAAAAUCAGCACCGCAAAUGAAUAUUGAGGAAGAGAAAUGGAUGAUAGGGAUAAUGGUUUCAGUCACAGUAGUGAAGUUUUUCCUUAUGCUUUACUGUCGAAGAUUUAAAAAUGAAAUCGUUCGAGCCUAUGCACAAGAUCAUUUCUUCGACGUUGUUACUAAUUCAGUCGGUUUAGCAGCAGCCGUCCUAGCCGUCCGAUAUUCCUGGUGGAUUGAUCCUACAGGAGCUCUCAUUAUAGCACUAUAUACAAUGAACACAUGGGCAAGAACUGUGAUUGAGAAUGUUUGGUCACUGAUUGGAAGAACAGCUCCACCAGAUUUUCUAGCAAAGCUAACAUAUCUGAUAUGGAAUCACCACAAAGCAAUCAAGCAUAUCGACACGGUGAGAGCUUAUACAUUCGGUUCUCAUUACUUUGUAGAGGUUGACAUAGUCCUCCCAGAAGACAUGAUUCUGAUCGAGGCACAUGACAUAGGCGAGACCCUGCAAGAGAAGCUCGAACAGCUCCCCGAGGUAGAAAGAGCUUUUGUUCAUAUCGAUUUCGAGUUUACUCACAGGCCAGAACACAAGAGAAAGGUUUGAUGGAUCACAAGGACAAUCACGACAUUCAUCAUCAAUUCAAACUUUCAAGUCUAUGAAUAAUAAGCUGCUGAUUUUUAUGUUUGGCUUUUUUUCUUUCUUGUAUGAAUGAAAUUCUAAUAUUGCUAUUUCAUUUUACCUUUUUGUAGAUCAAACCAUUAUGCUUUUUGUGCUAUUUAAUUAAAGUUUGGUUGAUCAAUUUUAUAUUUGUUAUUUUUCU